AUGGAACCAACAGUGCUCCCAACAGUGACCCAAGAGGUGGACACAACAGUGCUCCCAAGAUGUGGAUUCAACAGUGACCCAAGAUAUGGACCCAACAGUGCUCCCAACAGUGACCCAAGAUGUGGACCCAACAGUGACCUAAAAUGUGGACCGAACAGUGAUCCAAGAUGUGGACCGAACAGUGACCCAAUAUGUGCACCCAACAGUGAUCCAAGAUGUGAACCCAACAGUGCUCCCAUCAGUGACCCAAGAUGUGGACCUAACAGUGACCCAGGAUGUGGACCCAACAGUGACCCAAGAUGUGAACCCAACAGUGCUCCCUGCAAUGACCCAAGAUGUGGACCCAACAGUGACCCCAAGAUGUGGACCCAACAGUGCUCCCUGCAAUGA
Molecule: messenger RNA, 390 nt
Organism: Procambarus clarkii (red swamp crayfish)
Lineage: Eukaryota; Metazoa; Arthropoda; Malacostraca; Decapoda; Cambaridae
Product: S-antigen protein-like
Source: RefSeq, a predicted model, not a curated record